AUGGCUCUUUGUGUACCAGUAUGCACACUGCUGUUGAUUUGCUCCCUUGGCUUGACUCAAAGCAGAGAAAUACCUGCCGGUGAAAGAAUAUCUACGGUUACAGAUACGAUAGAUGUCUUCUAUGAUGAGAACUCCAGAGACAUCUGUAAAUACUGUGCUCUCAUUCCAGGUUAUUUCUGGCAUUCUCAAAACUCGGUGUCUCCAACAACAGUUGAUCCCAGUAUAGUUCCUUCUACUACUGUAUCUUCUAAUACAGAUUCUCCAAACUCAGUGCCUCCUACAACAGUUUACCCCAGUAUAGUUCCUUCUACUACUGUAUCUUCUAAUACAGAUUCUCCAAACUCAGUGCCUCCUACAACAGUUGACCCCAGUAUAGUUCCUUCUACUACUGUAUCUUCUAAUACAGAUUCUCCAAACUCAGUGCCUCCUACAACAGUUGACUCCAGUAUAGUUCCUUCUACUACAGUAUCUUCUAAUACAGAUUCUCCAAACUCAGUGCCUCCUGCAACAGUUGACCCCAGUAUAGUUCUUUCUACUACUGUAUCUUCUAAUACAGAUUCUUCAAACUCAGUGCAUCCAACAACAGUUGACUCCAGUAUAUUUCCUUCUACUACUGUAUCUUCUAAUACAGAUUCUCCAAACUCAGUACCUCCUACAACAGUUGACCCCAGUAUAGUUCCUUCUACUACUGUAUCUUCUAAUACAGAUUCUCCAAACUCAGUGCCUCCUACAACAGUUGACCCCAGUAUAGUUCCUUCUACUACUGUAUCUUCUAGUACAGAUUCUUCAAACUCAGUGCAUCCAACAACAGUUGACCCCAGUAUAUUUCCUUCUACUACUGUAUCUUCUAGUACAGAUUCUCCAAACUCAGUGCCUCCUACAACAGUUGACCCCAGUAUAGUUCCUUCUACUACUGUAUCUUCUAAUACAGCUUCUCCAAACUCAGUGCCUCCUACAACAGUUGACACCAGUAUAGUUCCUUCUACUACUGUGUCUUCUAAUACAGAUUCUCCAAACUCAGUACCUCCUACAACAGUUGACCCCAGUACAUUUCCUUCUACUACUGUAUCUUCUAGUACAGAUUCUCCAAACUCAGUGCCUCCUACAACAGUUGACCCCAGUAUAGUUCCUUCUACUACUGUAUCUUCUAAUACAGAUUCUCCAAACUCAGUGCCUCCUACAACAGUUGACCCCAGUAUAGUUCCUUCUACUACUUUUCCUUCUACUACUGUAUCUUCUAAUACAGAUUCUCCAAACUCAGUGCCUCCUACAACAGUUGACCCCAGUAUAGUUCCUUCUACUACUGUAUCUUCUAAUACAGAUUCUCCAAACUCAGUACCUCCUACAACAGUUGACCCCAGUAUAUUUCCUUCUACUACUGUAUCUUCUAAUACAGAUUCUCCAAACUCAGUGCCUCCUACAACAGUUGACCCCAGUAUAGUUCCUUCUACUACUGUAUCUUCUAAUACAGAUUCUCCAAACUCAGUGCAUCCAACAACAGUUGACCCCAGUAUAUUUCCUUCUACUACUGUAUCUUCUAAUACAGAUUCUCCAAACUCAGUGCCUCCUACAACAGUUGACCCCAGUAUAGUUCCUUCUACUACUGUAUCUUCUAAUACAGAUUCUCCAAACUCAGUGCCUCCUACAACAGUUGACCCCAGUAUAGUUCCUUCUACUACUGUAUCUUCUAAUACAGAUUCUCCAAACUCAGUGCAUCCUACAACAGUUGACCCCAGUAUAUUUCCUUCUACUACUGUAUCUUCUAGUACAGAUUCUCCAAACUCAGUGCCUCCUACAACAGUUGACCCCAGUAUAUUUCCUUCUACUACUGUAUCUUCUAAUACAGAUUCUCCAAACUCAGUGCCUCCUACAACAGUUGACCCCAGUAUAGUUCCUUCUACUACUGUAUCUUCUAAUACAGAUUCUCCAAACUCAGUGCCUCCUACAACAGUUGACCCCAGUAUAGUUCCUUCUACUACUGUAUCUUCUAAUACAGAUUCUCCAAACUCAGUGCCUCCUACAACAGUUGACCCCAGUAUAGUUCCUUCUACUACUGUAUCUUCUAAUACAGAUUCUCCAAACUCAGUGCAUCCUACAACAGUUGACCCCAGUAUAUUUCCUUCUACUACUGUAUCUUCUAAUACAGAUUCUCCAAACUCAGUGCCUCCUACAACAGUUGACCCCAGUAUAGUUCCUUCUACUACUGUAUCUUCUAAUACAGAUUCUCCAAACUCAGUGCCUCCUACAACAGUUGACCCCAGUAUAGUUCCUUCUACUACUGUAUCUUCUAAUACAGAUUCUCCAAACUCAGUGCCUCCUACAACAGUUGACCCCAGUAUAGUUCCUUCUACUACUGUAUCUUCUAGUACAGAUUCUUCAAACUCAGUGCAUCCAACAACAGUUGACCCCAGUAUAUUUCCUUCUACUACUGUAUCUUCUAAUACAGAUUCUCCAAACUCAGUGCCUCCUACAACAGUUGACCCCAGUAUAGUUCCUUCUACUACUGUAUCUUCUAAUACAGAUUCUCCAAACUCAGUGCCUCCUACAACAGUUGACCCCAGUAUAGUUCCUUCUACUACUGUGUCUUCUAAUACAGAUUCUCCAAACUCAGUGCCUCCUACAACAGUUGACCCCAGUAUAUUUCCUUCUACUACUGUAUCUUCUAAUACAGAUUCUCCAAACUCAGUGCCUCCUACAACAGUUGACCCCAGUAUAGUUCCUUCUACUACUGUAUCUUCUAAUACAGAUUCUCCAAACUCAGUGCCUCCUACAACAGUUUACCCCAGUAUAGUUCCUUCUACUACUGUAUCUUCUAAUACAGAUUCUUCAAACUCAGUGCAUCCAACAACAGUUGACCCCAGUAUAUUUCCUUCUACUACUGUAUCUUCUAAUACAAAUUCUCCAAACUCAGUGCCUCCUACAACAGUUGACCCCAGUAUAGUUCCUUCUACUACUGUAUCUUCUAAUACAGAUUCUCCAAACUCAGUACCUCCUACAACAGUUGACCCCAGUAUAUUUCCUUCUACUACUGUAUCUUCUAAUACAGAUUCUCUAAACUCAGUGCAUUCAACAACAGUUGACCUCAGUAUAGUUUCUUCUACUACUAUAUCUUCUAAUACAGAUUCUCCAAACUCAGUGGCUCCUACAACAGUUCACCCUACCAUAGUUCCACCUGCAACUGUUUCUUCUCAUACAGAUUUGCCAACAACAGUGCAAUCUACAGUGAUUCACUCUAGUAUAGUUCCUCCUGCAACUGUUUCUUCUAAUACAGAUUCGCCAAACACAGUGCAAUCUACAGCGAUUCACCCUAGUAUCGUUCCUUCUACAACUGGUUCUUCUAGUACAGAUUCUCCAAACUCAUUGGCUCCUACAACAGUUCACCCUACCAUAUUUCCUCAUUUAAAUGUGUCUUCUAGUACAGAUUCGCUAGCAACAGUUCAACCUACAACAGUUAAACUAAACACAGUCUCUUCUGCAACUGGUUCUCCUUGUACGGCUUCUACAGCAGACCACCCUUCCACGGAUUCAGGUACAACAGCUUCACCGGUUACGAGUAGGCCUACCAAAAAUACCCCCGGUUCAUGUAAUUCUUGUGAUUCGAUCAUAAUUAUUAUUUUUCCACCUUGUAAUUAAUUAAGAAACGGUUAAUUUUCCCCCUUACUAGUAAAUGUUAAGGUCCUGCGAAUGAAAAUACCAUUUGCUAACAUUACAUGUUUAUGUUAAUAAGAGGGGCUUAAUUUACAAAAUACAAUACAAUAUAUUGUAAACUUAAAGAUUAAAAUUACUAUAAAUGUAGAUACCAGAAUACAACAAGGGCGAGGUCCAACUCAUUAUUGUGAAACUACAUCAGUAAACGGAUACAUUUACUUACCAAAGUAACAAACCUUAAGAAUCCAUUAUACCUGAUGUUUCAGUGAUUAAUAAAUCAAUACUAGGGAUUUUUCACUAAAACUUUAAAUCUUGACACCUUAACAGUUCGAAUACAUUAUUAAAUAAUAUUACAAUCCACUGUUCAGGAAAUGUCAUUUGAACAAGACAUAACAAUUCAUUAACAAACAAACUGCGAAAUUUUCAAUAUGGGUGCUUCUAAUGAAGCAGUAAAGGUUAGGUCUUACCAAAGAUGUCUACCCUUCACCACAGAGAUUUUAUAAAAAGGGGUUUAUAAAAGGAGAUAAGAACUUUGUCAAUAUGAACUCAAAAAUCAAUAUGAAAAUAUUUAAUGACGCCUAGCCACUGGAAGUCCACCCGAUUAAAAAAAAAAAAAAAAAAAAAAAAAAAAA
This is a messenger RNA of Homalodisca vitripennis (glassy-winged sharpshooter), 4280 nucleotides long. Its product is annotated as mucin-2-like. Bases 1 to 3633 code for a protein of 1210 amino acids. The transcript is spliced from 4 exons. NCBI's taxonomy places the organism in Eukaryota, Metazoa, Arthropoda, Insecta, Hemiptera, Cicadellidae. The record is from RefSeq and is a predicted model, not a curated record.